Vitrella brassicaformis is the source of this 1943-nucleotide messenger RNA. Lineage: Eukaryota; Vitrellaceae. The record is from the annotation of a GenBank genome assembly.
UUGAGGAGGUGGUGCUGGGCGGCACAGCAGGGCGUGGCCAAAUCGCGGCGAUGGUCCCUCCCCGCCCUCAAGACACUCGUCAGCAGCUCUUUCAUUGCGCCUCCGUACCUCAUGAGCUGGAUAGAGGCAUCGCCCCACCUCACCCACGUCCACGUGACGCCCAUCAGCCUUCCCCUCCUCACCUCAUCCCUGUCGGCCGCCCCCUCUUUGGUCAACCUGACCUCACUGGGCUGCAUUCUUCUGGAGGCGACGAACGCCUCAUUCUGGGGGCCGCUGCUGAGUGUCCUGGAGGCCAAGGGGGCCGUCGGCCGCAACGGCCGCAUCCACACACUCAGCGUGUGUAUUGACGUGGAUGACAUGGAGCCAGAUGGCAUCCUCACCAGCCUGCGAGCCCUCGCCACGGCCAUUCGUCGGCUGGCUGGUGAGGGCAUAUGGGCUGCCGACAGUCAAGUGACGGCCAUCCCCGUCACAUCGUGGGAGGACCACAUCAUGGCCAAUGUGGUCAACCAGCGGGACCAUGGGGCGGACAGCACGGCAGCUCAGUCAUCUUCGAGCGCUGCAGCUGUGUGUGAGCCGUCGGUGGGCGGCGGGAGGAGGGCGCCUCUCUUCCCCAACAUGGUGCUCACAGAUGACCAUGACGACGAUGCGAGUGGCGAGAUGGCCGACAAGAAGCCCACCCAGCGGCCCUUCCAGCUGCUCGUCUGCACGCCCGACUCAUUUGACGAGAGGCUGCUGCGUCUCGACCUGAAGGCCUUCGACGUGCUGCCCAAGAAGAUCGUCCGCGAAAUGGCCCGAGUGGCCGAGUCCAUGAAGGUCAAGACGGUGUCGGUCGCGGCACCGGCGGCUGCCCGCGGAAGCUUCGGCGACUACGUGUUCGAGUCGCUGACUCAAUUGAUCAUCAAGGACUCUCUUCUCACCAAUGGCAUGCUGCCGUCGCUCCUAGCGACGCCGUGCAACCGCUUCCCGCGACUGCGGAUUGUCUUCAUCAUGACCCCGUCCAUCCACUUGGUUCGAGAGGGCGGGGUGAGGGAGCUGCUCGAGCCAGCCAAGGGACAGGUCGAGAAGAUCAUCGUCGCUCUCACGGAUUUCCCCAGCCGAUACGACACAAGCUACGGCACGGGCCAGCCGCCGCCAAGCGAGGCCGCACCCGGUCUCCUCGCACAGCUGGCCCUCGAAAGUCUUGACGUGACCGGCCAUGUGGACAAGGUGGUGUUGGACUUUAUGCCCGCACAGCCUAUCGGGGCAUUCCGGCCAGAGACAUGCCCCAUCAACCACCUCUUUGCGACGCCCGAACUCGCCGCCCGCCUCCCGCCCAUCAAGGCGCUGAUCAUUAGCACGCCCUACUGCGUCCACGACCGUUUCGGCAGUGUGCAGACGGACUUCAUCAUGACCGUCAUCAACAACACGUGCCGGCUGAUGACGGUCCAGUUCGGCGAAGAGGUGACUCAGCAUUUGGUCGUCGGGAGCCCGCACCUGCUGCGUCACUCGCCUGCCUAUUUGGCGUCUGCUGCUGUGGAUGAUGCGCUGACAUCGGCCGGGUCGCCAUUUGUGGUGGUCAGGACGGAUGACAACACACUCACAUUGGAGCGAUAGCUGGGAUGUGGCCGGAUGCAUGACUGGCCGACGGGUGGGGGAGGCGGAUCACUUUGCAUGACCUCGUCUCGUGCUGCUGCUGAUUGUACUAUCACAUGUGUGUCGUGUGUGUAGGUGUGCGCGCGCGUGUAGAUCCUGAGUGAGAUGCUGGAGGGGAGCGCGAUCUGCUGAGAUGUUGUCAUCGGCGACGAAUGGCAGCCGGCGCUGGGCAAUGUUCAUGAUGCGUGAUUCCUCAGCCGCAGCGCGCCUUUUCGGCAGCGGAGGAUGGCGAAUAUAGUCAAUGAAGACAUUCGGCAUCAGAUAAGUUGCACUGACACAUGUCUUUAACGGCACAUGCAUGACAUCAUUUG